Molecule: messenger RNA, 4469 nt
Organism: Ooceraea biroi (clonal raider ant)
Lineage: Eukaryota; Metazoa; Arthropoda; Insecta; Hymenoptera; Formicidae
Gene: Myb
Product: proto-oncogene like protein Myb
Biological process (GO): regulation of DNA-templated transcription
Cellular component (GO): nucleus
Molecular function (GO): RNA polymerase II cis-regulatory region sequence-specific DNA binding; DNA-binding transcription factor activity, RNA polymerase II-specific
Source: RefSeq, a predicted model, not a curated record
CAAACGCGAGACUAUCCUAGGGCGCAAACCUCCCGCGCGGCGUCAAGCGUUACUCGACUUCUCAUGAUUUUUGUCUCGUCAAUAUCGAGACAUCGGAGGUCGUGGCGCGACGCGACGCGUGCGAUAUCCGUUCUCUCUUCACAACACCCUCCGAGAAUCGAGAUAGACGAUACAUUGUGCGACGCUUGCAGGCCAGCUUUUUGAGUGCGAGGGAGAAAGAACAUUCAGAAGGGAUAUACUUACAAUCGUCGUACAGUUAUAAUUCUCUUGAAGGAUGAAGACGCAAGUAACGCGGUGAGAGGCAAGUCAUGAACGUGGCCGUGCAGCAGGCCUUCGGCAGUAGCCAGUUCUGGUAGCCAGCUUCCGCAGUGCGUUACGCGAACCAAUUUCCAUGGGAUCACUGAAGUCGAGUAACAGUUGACGAUCACUUUGCUUGUCACUUAAUGUCGUGCAUCGUACAUUAGCAAGUGUACGUAGAGAAAGGAAAGAGAGGACAUAAUGACGGACCGUUCGUCAAGAUAGCAGUACUCGUUGAAAAAAACUUUGGGGAGAGCAGAGUGAGCUGUUGUUUAUCAACAGACGGUCGAAAGUGUAUGUCACGUGCUGGACCACGUGCUGGACGUUUUUUCCCGACUACGUCCAGUUUCAGCCACGUGAAGAAACGCGGAUAGCUUUACGAUGGAUUUUAAUAGAUUCGCGCCGAGUGGAUUGUCGGCGAUCGCUUCGGAAAUCGCAUGUCAUUCGUCCUUUUAUUCGCCGCCGCCCACAUCUCGAUCUGGGUAUGAUUCUAACAGCGGCGAAGAGUCCGACAACGAAUACGACACAUCAAUCAGGCAAGGCAAUCAAGUGCAAAAUCAAGCGCAAAGUCAAAUACUCACAGAUAGUCAUGCUGCUAAUUCCCGAAAUCACGGACAAGGAAAACACAUUAAUAAAGGCAGAUGGACCAAAGAAGAAGAUGCUUUAUUGAAGCAACUAGUAAGCAACGCGGAGCAGCUCGGCACUGCUCUACGAUGGGAUGUUAUAGCCAGCAAUUUUCCAGACCGAAGCGACGUUCAGUGCCAGCAGAGAUGGGCGAAGGUCGUGAACCCGAGCUUGGUGAAGGGCCCAUGGACGAAGGAGGAGGAUGAAAUGGUAAUUAAACUUGUAAGGAUACAUGGUCCGAAAAAGUGGACAGUGAUAGCGCGGCAGCUUAAAGGCCGCAUCGGCAAGCAGUGUCGAGAGCGAUGGCACAAUCACUUGAAUCCACAAAUAAAGAAGACCGCUUGGACGGAGGAGGAGGACCGAAUAAUUGUCGACGCUCACCGCAGGUUCGGUAAUCAAUGGGCGAAGAUUGCCAAGCUGCUAGAUGGUAGGACGGACAAUGCGAUUAAAAAUCACUGGAACAGUACGAUGAGAAGAAAAUACGAAGGCGAGGAAGGAAGAGCUGCAAUCAAAGGUAGGGGCAAGAGAAAAAGUGCGGAAAGUACUAUUACCACGAGAGACAUGCUUCUUAUGGAGAACGCACCUGGUCACAGUCAGAGAACAAGGACUGUCUCGCUCAAUGACGAAAGCAGUUUGAUUAUGACGCCAGGGAGCACUUCGCAGGCUGUCGAUAUGGAUUGGCCUAGGGUUUAUGAACAGCAACAACAAAUUACAGUGCCGCACCAACAACAAGAUACGUUACAACAGAACAAGCAUACGCACGAGAAACGCGCGCCGUCCCCGCCAAGAAAAGCUUCCUCUCGGGUGAAGAGCGAGACAACUCAGUUCAGCACUAGAUAUUUCAAUCUGCAGCAAUUGCAAAGCGAAAUAUCCAAUUCGAAGAGCUCGGAGAUCAAUUUGACGCCGAUGCCCGAUUUGGAGGAAAUAGCCAGCCAGCACGUAGAAAAAAAGACCAGCCCGCCUCCUAUAUUACGCAGACGCAGAGCCGUGCAACUGGAAAGAAUGGAAGCCGCCGACAACGGUAAUCAGUUAUCAGACUACAUCGUGAUGGGUCAACAGGCGCAGACGGAAAAUAUCAGCCCCUCGACUCCCAUCAAGGAGCUUCCGUUCAGCCCCUCGCAAUUUUUGAACAGUCUGACUCCGGAAACGUCCUGGCGCGCAAGCACACCUAAAAGCAGUCCCGGUCCGCUCACCACUCCGCAACCCACUGGUUUGCGACGUAAUCAAAAUGACGGCAAUACACCUAGGACACCGACGCCGUUCAAAAACGCGAUGGCUGAAUUCGAACGGCGGAGCGGAACUGCACACUUACCCGCUACACCUAGUCGCCUGGAUGCUCUGAACGAGAUAAUCAAGCAGGAGACCGACCGUGAGAGCCUGAAUGGCACAAGCGUGAUCCUUCAGGACUCAGGUUACGGCACGAUACGAAGGCGGGGUAAAGAGAACAGUGCACCAGGAGGAAAACGGGCGCGCAAGGCGCUCUGCCAAGCCUGGGCCAACACGGGCCAGGAUAAUUCCGACAUAACUUAUAUCGUGGAGACACCGAGCAAGAGUUUGGACACGUCUAUACUGUUCUCCCCUACGUUGGCAUUUGAAGAUAGUAUACUGAGGGCGGAUACCAGUUGUAGUCCGACUAAGACUCCCCGCGAUUCUACGUCCGUACAACGGAAGCCUAAUGCGAAGAGGGCGAUUACGUUUGACACGCUCGACAGUUCUUGUUGUAUUCUCAGCCCUCUUCCUAUGAAACCGGCAAAACGCAUUAAGUCAGUACAAAUGGACACACAAUGGAUGACAAUAGUGUGCGGUCGCACGCGCGACCAGCUUGAGAUGACCCAUGCCGCCCGACGUUUCCUGAGCAGUCAGGGAUACCUUCCGUUGCGUCCACGUUCUUUGAAUUUCUGAGGAAGCGAAUAACGAGAAGCAGAUAACCGGCUCUCGGUCGCACUUUGUGGUACAAAAAAAGCAUUAUGCUAUAAGCUAGUCGUAGGUGACGUAAGGCUAUCAUUUGUUUAAGGAACACGCGUCGUUUAUCCGAGAUAUAUAUUCAAAAAGUAAAUUAAACGAAUUUGACGUCGGUUGACCUCGACGUGCGUAGAUUGAUUCUGCAGUGUGCGGCUGAUGGAGGGCUUUUUGACUCUAGAUGAUAAACGGAUACCGAUGCGGACAAGAUUUUGUAGAUAUAGACCAGAAUGAAUUAAAUUUCUUUCGUCCAAGUAAAGCAGAAGAUCGAAAUCCAGCAAAUCUUGCAACUCGCACGCUGCAGAGUUAAGAGCCGCUUUAUUAAAGUUACUUGUUAUAUAGAUAUCGCCGGUAAAUUUCGAGCGCGUCGAGUGCAAUUCGUCGAAUUCGCUGCCAACAUACGAGAGCCACAAUGUAACCGAAUUUACAUCCGCAGUUGUAUCCGAAAUUGGUUUGCUUUUUUCACCCUGAUGCAAGAGACGCGAAUGAAAUAGAGAGAGAGAGAGGGAGAGAGAAAGAGUGAGUUGAGUUUCUCGCAUCCAUGCAUUAGAUGAUGAGAAGUCGGGAACUAUCACACGUAAUUUUGUAAUCUCAUUUACAAUAUUGCGUGCCUAUAACUCUUUUCUACGAGAGAAUUAUCUCGAUCUGCGUAGCAAACUGAAGGAACAGAUAGGGAAAAAUUUAAUAGCAAACUGCGCUUACAUAUAAUAUAUAUGUAUAUAUUAUAUAUUAUGUUUAAUAUAUUUAACCACGAUUAAUAUCGCCAUUUAUCACAUACAUUGUUUAUAUAGAGUAGGCGGUUUUUAGACGCUUUUUAGAGUAGUGAGUUUCUGAUCGCGUCAGGUGAAAAUCGAGAUGAUUCUCUUCCAUGGGACAGAACCGACAGUGCCGAAAUGGCACGAUCUUGCUUCCUGUUUCUUUUUUUUCAUCAUGAAAUUUGGAUGCACGUAUUUGAAAUGCAUGUGAGGUGUGUGAAUACGAACAAGAUGUCGCGUUCUGUCGUCGAGGUUUUAAUACACGUUUUUUUGUACACGAGUAUCCGCUUCUUGUCAUCCGCUUAUACAGGGGUAAGUUAAAAAACCACGAUAAAAUUGUAGUUGAUUUAUUUGAUACAAUGGUAUAUUAUAUGUAAAACAAAAAGCAUUAUUGCGGUGUUAUGUACAAAGAGUCUUUGUAUAACUGAUAUUUAACUUACAAGUGAAUAAUAAAAUCGUGAUAAUUAAAUCACAACGGAAUCUACGUAUAUCGUUACAUGUCACAAAGCUACUCUCUGACGCAGUCGUUUGAACACAUGGCGUGCAAAAUGCGUUCAACGUGUCUUUUACCGUGAGAUAAACAUCUAACAUCAAUAAAAACAUUAUUUCGAUGACACUGAAAACGGUAUUGCACUAGUAAACAGUAUUACAGAAUUAAGUAUACGAUUAAUGUGAUCGUUGCGCUCACAAGCAUUGUCCUGAAAAUAUUCAGAUUUAUUUCUAUGAUAAACGUUAUGAGCAAACGAAGAGAUGAGAAUCGUCAAAGCUUUCUAAAACUAUUUAAUUCAGCAGUUUGCUGAAAACAUCGUGAAAACGCAUUUUGAUCCAAAAAAA